Messenger RNA from Mytilus trossulus (common blue mussel), 707 nucleotides. RefSeq names its product CUB and sushi domain-containing protein 1-like. Lineage: Eukaryota; Metazoa; Mollusca; Bivalvia; Mytilida; Mytilidae. The transcript is spliced from 4 exons. The record is from RefSeq and is a predicted model, not a curated record. Bases 18 to 707 code for a protein of 229 amino acids. Gene Ontology annotation, molecular function: serine-type endopeptidase activity.
UUUUGUGUCCCGUUAAAAUGUGUUUGAAUUUUGGAGUCUACAUCCGAUUUUUUGCCGCGCUUUUUGGUAGCACGGUGACUGCAGGACAAUUUGAAGGUAACACGUACAUGAAAGGGGAAGUAAUUAGCAUAAUAAGUAAAAUUGGACCAACAAUGUGUGUUAAUAAAUGUAAAAGUUCGAAUGGAUGUAGUGGAAUUAAUUUUGAUCGACAACAAUUAACUUGUGAGUUAUUGCGCAUAAACACGACAUCAGACGACAGAUCUGUAAAACCUGGUUCCAUGUAUACUGCUUUAUCUUCUUGGCAGACGAACAAUACUACAUGUUUGCCAAAUCCUUGCUCUCAAAACAUGAGAUGUGCAGUAUCCAAUCAAAAUAAAGCAAUUUGCAUACCAUUUGUUUUUUUUAUGGAAACUAUAACUUCAACAGAUUACCCAGGGCAGUAUCCAAACAACGAAGAGAAAACUUGGAGGUUUGCUGUCGAAAGUAAUUUCAAACUGGUUUUGAAAUUUACAGCAUUUAACCUUGAGACAAAUUUCGAUUUCUUAAAGAUUUAUGAAAGAGAAGGUGGAGCAGAAUUGUACAGUUUGACUGGUCAACAUCCGCCCGACGACAUUUGGUCAAAGGACAACGGACUCUUCAUUAAAUUUACAAGUGAUGACUCGGUUACCUGGCUUGGGUUUUCCAUGGAUAUAUAUAAAACCUCAUGA